Molecule: messenger RNA, 899 nt
Organism: Sorex fumeus (smoky shrew)
Lineage: Eukaryota; Metazoa; Chordata; Mammalia; Eulipotyphla; Soricidae
Gene: MTRES1
Product: mitochondrial transcription rescue factor 1
Exons: 4
Coding region: 119-841 (240 amino acids)
Source: RefSeq, a predicted model, not a curated record
GACCCAGCCCGCGCACCCGCCACUCAGGUCCUGGCUCCGAACGCCGCCCGGGCGCCGGAGCACCCCUGUGCUGUCCAGUCUCGCCUGACCUUGGAGCCCCGGGAAGGUUACAGGCGCCAUGGCAGUGCCAAGUGUCAGGUUGCCUGCGAGUGUUUUAAGAAAACCAGACACCUGGCUCAGACUCUGGGCGACGCUACGGGGGACACCUUGCCCACACACGCCCCACAGCCCCUGGAAGCGAUACUUCUACUUCUCUAGUACCGAGUCCACUGCGUCAAAUCAUAAGACAUUUCUUCAGAAUCUUUUCUCACUAAGACUCCCGGGGCUUUUCAUUUCUCCACAAAGUGUCUUUCCACUCUCCCUAAGACUCAAAAGCAGUAUUAGUUCUAAAAAGUCCGCUAAAAAGACUCUGCAAAAAGUCGAAGAAGAAGAGGAUUCGGAUGAAGAAGUUGACCAUGAGCUGAGCGCGCCGGGAGAGGAGUUGGAGGACGACCCCAGCAUGCCCAGAGACUACAAAGACCUGGAGAAGACCGUGCAGUCUUUUCGGUACGACGUCAUCCUGAAGACAGGCCUGGAUGUCGGGAGAAACAAAGUGGAAGACGCUUUCUACAAAGGUGAUCUCAGGCUGAAUGGAGAAAAGUUAUGGAAGAAGAGCAGAACGGUGAAAGUGGGAGAUGCACUGGACCUCGUCCUCGAGGAGAAUAAGGACGCAGAGACGGAGACCGUGAUGCGGAUCCUCCUGAAAAAGGUGUUCGAGGAGAAGACGCAGAGCGACAAGUUCAGGGUGGUGCUGCGCCGGUGGAAAAGGCUCCAGCUACCGAAGAAGAAUGCGGCCAAGUGAGCGGGCCGCCAGCUGCCGAGAGGACUUAACAUUCAAAUAAAUUUCUCUUUUAUCUGAA